GUUGUAACCUUCACUGAUCAGCUUCAUCGGUUCAAACCAGCACAAAAUAACAAAAUGUAAGACCUUUUAUUGCUACUCGGCAGGCGGCUAUGGAUAUCACAGCAAAGUACUGCCAUAAAGAGAUGGACGCCUACGGGUCAUGUGUGGCCUCCAACCCAUCAGCAUGGCAGGAGAAGUGUCACCAACUCAAAGUGAAGGUUGCACAGUGCACAUCAUCCCAUCCGGUGAUCCAGAAGAUCAGACGAGACUGUUCCAUGCAGUUUGUGGAGUUUGAGAAGUGUCUCAGGGAAAACCAGGGCACGGCUGCCUCCUGUUCGGCCCACGUGGCCCGCUUUCUCGGCUGCGCUGAGACGGUAGAUCUCAGUGGAGUGGACACAAAUCCAGUACCGGUGCCAUCGUAGCGUUCGGCCUCUUUUUCAACACUCAUCCCAAAGAAAAUAUUUCCACCAUGUUUUUCUUCAACUUUG
This is a messenger RNA of Syngnathoides biaculeatus (alligator pipefish), 467 nucleotides long. Its product is annotated as coiled-coil-helix-coiled-coil-helix domain-containing protein 5. Lineage: Eukaryota; Metazoa; Chordata; Actinopteri; Syngnathiformes; Syngnathidae. The transcript has 4 exons. Bases 90 to 401 code for a protein of 103 amino acids. The record is from RefSeq and is a predicted model, not a curated record.